AAACUGGUUUCAUUCACAACGACACUCUGGAUUAUCACAGCUACUUUAGAGAAGCUCCCUCAUCGGGCUCCUCGGACCAGACGACACAGCAGGAAGGUUCUCAAACCUAACCGACGUUAACAAUGAAAAUGUCAGCGGCAGAGAUCUGCCAGGUUCUCAAGGAGGGAGAGCUGGAGAAGAGGAGCGACAACCUGCUCCAGUUCUGGAAGAGGAAGACGUGCGUCCUGACCACGGACAGCCUCAACAUUUACGCCGACACACAGAAGCGCUCCAAGGGCAAGGAGCUCAAGCUUCAGUCCAUCAAGAAAGUGGACUGCGUGGAGCGCACCGGCAAGUUCGUCUAUUUCACCAUCGUUACCACAGACAAUAAAGAGAUCGAUUUCCGGUGCCCCGGUGAGGAGAACUGCUGGAACGCGGUGAUCACCAUGGCCCUGAUCGAUUAUCAGAACAGAAAGGCCAUCCAGGACUUUAAAACGCGGCAGGACAACGAGAGCGCGUCGCCCGGGCAGCAGGAAAGACGCAUGGCGCGGGCGCCCUGAGCCGCCCCGAGGACUCCGACGGUUAACUACUCCUAAUAUGUGUCACAAUGGACCAUACUGAAAUAAUAAGCGGACCAAACGGAAGACGAGGUCAUCCGGUCCAGAGAUGAAGGCUUGUUCGGGACUGACAAGGAGAGAAGGAACAAGAAAACUGAUCCAAGCUGACAGACUUUCAGAAGCUCCACACUGGACUGAAACCCUGAACUGUCAGAACUGUUUCAUGUUUGCUCUCCAGAGGAGGAAUGACUCCUAAAAACCAUUACGUUAAUUUAUUUGUUUCCAGGAUAUUGUGUUACUGGCAAACAGCUCGUGUUGUUUAAAUUAUUUGCUAUUUCAACGUGUGUUAUGUGUGUAUUUAUUUGAAUAAAUAUCCAUGAGUUUUUGACAUAA
Messenger RNA from Mugil cephalus (flathead mullet), 929 nucleotides. It is a transcript of the gene phlda2, whose product is annotated as pleckstrin homology-like domain, family A, member 2. NCBI's taxonomy places the organism in Eukaryota, Metazoa, Chordata, Actinopteri, Mugiliformes, Mugilidae. Gene Ontology annotation, molecular function: phosphatidylinositol phosphate binding. The transcript has 2 exons. The record is from RefSeq and is a predicted model, not a curated record. The coding region runs from base 123 to 539 and encodes 138 amino acids. Gene Ontology annotation, biological process: positive regulation of apoptotic process.